This is a messenger RNA of Pecten maximus, 3048 nucleotides long. RefSeq names its product heat shock 70 kDa protein 12B-like. Gene Ontology annotation, molecular function: ATP-dependent protein folding chaperone; ATP binding. The transcript is spliced from 6 exons. The record is from RefSeq and is a predicted model, not a curated record. Lineage: Eukaryota; Metazoa; Mollusca; Bivalvia; Pectinida; Pectinidae. Bases 101 to 1819 code for a protein of 572 amino acids.
UUAUCGUGUCACUAUUUACAUCCUUGACCUACAGGGUGUACGCCAUUGUUGACAGUUCAUCAUAACGACGAGCAUCGUGGCCAACUUACACAGUCGUCCAAUGGCGUCCAACUAUGAAGCUGUGGUGGCUAUAGACUUUGGUACCACGUAUUCGGGGUACGCUUUCUCACUGACAUCGGAAUACAAAACGGAUCCGAUGAAGAUCUCUGCCAACAAUUCCUGGGUAGCGGGUUCAGCAGGCCUGAUGUCAAUGAAGUGUCCCACAUGUAUAUUGUUUGACAAGGAUAAGAAUUUUGUCAGCUUUGGGUACGAGGCCGAGGACAAGUAUUCCAACCUGGUUAUGGACAACUCUCAUCAUGAGUACUACUUCUUCAAGCAAUUUAAGAUGUCGUUACACCAAAACACGAAUCUUAACAGAGAUACAAACAUAGAAGACGAGAGAGGUAAAUCGAUGAAAGCCAAAACGGUAUUUGCUGCUGGUAUUGAAUUCCUGAAGAAACAGGCCGAGGAUCUGCUGAGCACAAGAGGGAUGAAUUUUGAGGAGUGGGAGAUACGAUGGGUACUUACGGUACCUGCCAUCUGGUCAGAUGCCGCAAAACAGUUCAUGCGAGAGGCUGCUCAAAAGGCAGAUAUCAUGAACGACCAGCUGUUGAUAGCGUUAGAACCAGAAGCUGCAUCAGUGUGCUGUCGAUAUCUUCCAGAUGCAAAGGGUAUCGACAUUUUCAUGCCCGGAUCAAAAUACAUGGUCCUUGACCUUGGCGGUGGCACAGCAGACAUCAAUGUUCAUCAGGUGGCAGAUGAUGGGAGUUUGCAGGAGCUUCAUCAAGCCUCCGGUGGCGCCUGGGGAGGGACAAAAGUCGAUGCCUCCUUCAUCCGACUUUUAUGUGCCAUUAUUGGAGAUGACGUCAUGGAUGCAUUUCGAUCCAACCAUCCAGGAGAUUACAUAGAUCUUCUUCGGGAGUUUGAAGUAAAAAAGAGAAACGUCAAAGCAGAAAUGGAAACCACUAUCAACUUUAAACUUCCGCUUGCUCUUACCCAAUUGUUCGAAGCGAUGACGAAUAUGACAUUCCAGCAGGCUCUUGUCAAUUCUACGUACAGGGAUGACAUCAUUUCAACUGCUGACAAGAUCAGGAUCAAACCUAACCUCAUACAGGGUAUGUUUCGGGACCCGUUGGUGCAUCUCGAGGACCAUAUUCGAUGCAUACUGGCCAAGCCGCAAAUGAGAGGGACAUCUACAUUUCUUUUGGUUGGUGGGUUUUCGGAAUCUCCUAUCGUACAGGAAACAAUCAAGAGGAAAUUCCCACGAGUAAAGGUUAUCGUUCCGGCUGAAUGCGGACUGGCAGUUCUGAAAGGCGCAGUGAUAUUUGGCCAUGAGCCCAAGAAAAUCAGAGCCCGAGUUGCUAGGUUUACGUAUGGUAUAGCAAUCAGUAAGCCAUUCAUUGAAGGCCAUCAUCCCAGCGAAAAAAAGAAAGUCACCCCAAACGGCGUCCUUUGCACAGAUGUCUUCCACAAGUAUGUCGAGAGUGGUGAAUCCAUAGAUUCGGACAGCUCGCAGACGUUGUCGUUUAGUGCAGCAAGAGGGUGCUCGACCAAUCGCGUUCGUGUUUACAGAUCAACAAUGGCUGAUCCGAUGUUUGUAACGGACGAGGGCUGCAAUCUGUUAGGUGAGGUGAUUCUGACACGCGAGGCCGACGACUUGAAUUCGUCCCAGAAAAUUGACGUUAGCCUGACUUUUGGAGGAACAGAAUGUUCUGUUGUGGCUAGCGACGCUCAAACAGAAAAAACGUUCCGGUCCAAAUUUGACUUUCUUAAUACAUAAUAUCAUGUUCUUUCGUUCAUUGCGUCAUUCAAGAGAGGGGUACAUUGUAUUUGAGCAAACUCACUCAAAAUUAAACACAACAGCUAACGAAAUUCAUAAUUUAAACAAUAUAAAAGUAAAAAUUAUAUAUCAUAUUUGGACAAUUUCCAUUACUGAACAACAAAUAAGUUAGUACAUAGUUAUGCAAAGUUGAAUAAUUUCAAAAUUAAUUUAACUAGACUGAAUGGAUAUUAAAUUAGUAGUAGAAAAAAAAUGGAAAAACAACACUUAUAAGCUACAAAACAACAAUUUCAAUCCGCAGUACGUUAUAUCGGCAUGACGACCCAUUCCUGAAUCUGAAAGGUAAUUCAAUAUCUGUUGUUGAAAAAACUAAAUUUCUUGGACUGAUAUUUGAUUCGAAACUCACAUUCAUACCACAAAUAAAAUACCUAAAAGAAGAAUGUUCAAAUGCACGUAUGAUUUUGCGAGUUAUGUCCUAUAUGGAGUGAGGUGCACCAUCACGCGAGACAGUAGAACGAAAUUGUCACUACAAUAUGCAGCUCAACUUAAAUAAAAUCCCAGCAACGCUGAAAUUCGAUCCAGUAUUUAAUUCCAAAUAUGAAGAUGUUUAAGCUCAAAACGAAAAGCUGAUUCCAACAUUUUGGUGUUCGUAUUGCUGAAUUUCUGAAUAAUCUUAAUGUCGAUUUUUCUAACACCUCACCCGACGAGGUAUCUGGCAUUCGUCCAUAGACAAAUACAAACCCAAUCAUUAAUUUAUCUCUGCAUAAUCAACAGAAGUCAUCACUCUUCCUGCAGAAUACAAAGCAUUUUUUUCUAAACUACUAACACUUCUGCACACACUCUAUUCUAUACACUGACAGAUAAAAUGAUGGUAAAUGAGUCGGAUCAGCCUGCUGCUCUCCCAACGCAACCACUCCCAUUGUUCAAGUCCAAGACUGUGCUACAAUUUUCUUUGCAGAGAGGCCUUUGAUUGAUUUAAGUCUUUACAAAAUUGACAAACACAGCAUAAGAAGAGCAUUCAUAUGCUCAGAUUCACUGUCUGAAAAACCGAAAUUAAGAAUACAAUUAUUUAAAACCUUCUCGUUGGUUUGGCGUAGCUGACCAUGGAUUUUAAGAGAAACACUUAUUGAAGUAAUUACUGGCGUGGGAUAUUGUGAUAGCGCUAAUUUGAUGUAUUUCUACAGAGGUGCAAUGGUAGAAAUAAAUGUUAACACGUGGGUGAUAUAGAA